UUUUACCCCCAACUUUAUAAAAAAUGGUGUUCAAUUUUCGCGUGUUUAAAAAAUGUUCGCCCAACGGGAAAAUCUCCCUGUACAUGGCGAAGCGAGAUUUCGUCGAUCAUGUCGUAGGCGUCGAACCGAUAGAGGGUGUCAUCGUUAUCGAGGAGGAUUACAAGGAUCGCAGAAUUUUCGCGCAGAUCAUAUGCAGUUUCCGGUACGGUCGCGAAGAGGACGAAAUGAUGGGUUUAAAUUUCCAAAAGGAGCUAUGUUUGGGUUCCGUGCAGGUUUAUCCUCCACCCGAGAAGCAGAACACGUCCAAAUUGCAGGAUCGGCUUAUUAGAAAAAUGGGUCCCAAUUCGUACCCGUUCACCUUCGUUUUGCCUACUAGCGCCCCUGCUUCUGUGACCAUUCAGCAGGGAUCCGACGAGGACGGGCAGCCUUGCGGAGUGACGUAUUUCGUGAAAAUAUUCGCGGGUGAAAGCGAAGUUGAUCGUACCCAUAAGAGGAGCACCAUUGCCUUGGGUGUACGCAAAGUGCAAUACGCGCCUUCCAAGCAAGGGCGCCAACCCUGCACCGUCGUCCGCAAGGACUUUAUGCUCAGCCCUGGUGAUCUCGAGUUGGAGGUAACUUUGGAUAAGCAGCUCUACCAUCAUGGCGAAAAAAUCGCCGUGAACGUCUGCAUUCGCAAUAACAGCAACAAGGUGGUGAAGAAAAUCAAGGCGAUGGUGCAGCAGGGUGUCGAUGUUGUUCUUUUCCAAAAUGGGCAGUAUCGCACAAGUGUUGCCUCCAUAGAAACUCAGGAGGGCUGCCCUAUUCAACCGGGCUCUAGCUUGCAAAAGAUUAUUUACCUGAUUCCUCUACUUUCCUCCAAUAAAGAACGUCGUGGAAUUGCACUUGAUGGACAGUUGAAACGGCAGGACACGAACCUUGCUUCGACAACUUUGUUGGCAUCGCCCGAAGAUCGAGAUCCAUUUGGAAUCAUCGUGUCCUACGCCGUUAAAGUGAAACUUUACUUGGGAGCUCUCGGUGGAGAGUUGGCGGCCGAGCUUCCGUUCGUCUUGAUGCAUCCCAAGCCUGGAAGGGAGAAAAAGAUGAUACACGCUGAUAGCCAGGCGGAGGUGGAGAUGUUCCGUCAGGACACUGUAGAUAACGAAGUCGAUGCCUACUAAAAGUAGAAUGACGGCAAAGAUUGUUCAUUACUUUAUUUAUAAUUAGUUGAGUAAUAAAUUGAAAUAGUUUCACACAAA
This is a messenger RNA of Photinus pyralis (common eastern firefly), 1235 nucleotides long. Its product is annotated as arrestin homolog. The record is from RefSeq and is a predicted model, not a curated record. The transcript is spliced from 6 exons. The coding region runs from base 24 to 1157 and encodes 377 amino acids. Gene Ontology annotation, biological process: signal transduction; G protein-coupled receptor internalization. Gene Ontology annotation, cellular component: cytoplasm. Lineage: Eukaryota; Metazoa; Arthropoda; Insecta; Coleoptera; Lampyridae. Gene Ontology annotation, molecular function: G protein-coupled receptor binding.